Plenodomus lingam JN3 is the source of this 642-nucleotide messenger RNA. NCBI's taxonomy places the organism in Eukaryota, Fungi, Ascomycota, Dothideomycetes, Pleosporales, Leptosphaeriaceae. The record is from RefSeq and is a predicted model, not a curated record.
AUGGCUCUUCGCCGCCGCCGCCGCCGCCGCCGCUUGACCAUCUACAGUCUACACAGCCUUUGCGCAACGCUGCACCAUUAUGAUACUCUACUUGCUAAAAAAGCAUCAUCAUCAUCAUCAUCAUCAUCCUCCUCAUUUCUUGGGAACCGAGGUGAAGACAACUUCCAGGGUGGAACAAAGUCCCAGCACAGCACAGAGACUGUGCCUGGCGAUCAUGCGAUGCCUAUCGACAACUCGCCGGACGCUAAUAUCCGAUGUUGGCAAGCGCGCCACAGCUCGGGCCACCGAGGGAAGUUCCCCUCCCACGAUCGCAUCGUCGUCGACGGUAUGAUGACGCAUGUUAUGCGCCUCAUGGGCUGGCUUACUCUCAUGCGCAGUCGUGUAUCAAGAAAAGCUUGCUUGUUUCCAGAGCCCGCCCUGCGCAUAGGAGGAGACUCAUCUUCCAUUCGCAUGGCCAACCUAUUCCGCAACGUGCUGCCUGCCCUCGAGCCUCGAGGACGCGUCAUGACCGCUGACAUGCAGAAAGUUGCCAACCGCGGCGUCUACAGAGCGCGCUGCUGCGUUCAGUCAUGCCAGCCAAUCAGCUUGCACCCUUCAUCUGACGCUUUACCCCUUUCGGCACGCAGGGCGCAUCCGGUGUAG